Messenger RNA from Aplysia californica (California sea hare), 1134 nucleotides. RefSeq lists its product as uncharacterized. Gene Ontology annotation, cellular component: plasma membrane. Lineage: Eukaryota; Metazoa; Mollusca; Gastropoda; Aplysiida; Aplysiidae. The record is from RefSeq and is a predicted model, not a curated record. Gene Ontology annotation, biological process: G protein-coupled receptor signaling pathway. The coding region runs from base 1 to 1134 and encodes 377 amino acids. Gene Ontology annotation, molecular function: G protein-coupled receptor activity. The transcript has a single exon.
AUGAACGUACUUGCGGUUGUCGGUGUGUUGGUGAGUGUGGUCGGUGUGGCCAUGAACUCACUGAGCUCGCGCGUGUUCCUGAGACAGGACUGGCGGAAGAACACGGUGACGGCCACUCUCUUGUCGCUCACGCUGUCAGACACGUGCGUGUUGGCCUGGAGCCUGCUCUACUACGGUGCUCACUUCCUCACCGACAUAGCGAGAGACCAGGGUGUGAACCUCUCUGCCUUACAGAGCUACGUGUUCGCCUGGCCCCGCUCCAUGUUCUACGACAUCUCCAGCUGUACCACGGUCCUCGUCUCUCUAGAGCGAUGUCUUUGCGUGGCCCUGCCCCUCAAGGUCAACUCUGUGCUCACCCCGAGACGUGUACAGACCAUUCUGUGCCUUAUCUGGUGCCUGGGCCUGGCCUCCUACAUCCCCGUGUUCACCUCACAUUUUUUUGUCCGGAGGUUGGAGCCGGCCACCAACAUGACCCUUCUCACAAUCGGGGUCACGAGCUACCGUCCCAAAGUGGAGGCCAUUCAUAACAUCUUGAAUACUUUAUUUCUACAGACUGUUUGUCAAAUAACGCUGGUCAUCAGCACCUGUGUGAUGGCUUACGGCCUCUAUAGGUCUUCUAAAUUCCAGGAACAUUCCAGCAGUUUGCCAUCUGUGGAAAAGUCCAAAGUAUCAUCUCCAGGAGAACAGAAAGAUGAGGUACUCUCAACCCAAGACAAUGAAGGAGAUAACAAAUCCAACGAACAACACCCCAACGACAGUGCCGUUCCUCAGACUGAACCAGACAGGGGGGUAAGGUCACCGCGGGCAAAGAGAGAAAAGAAAGUCUCCAAAGAAGGAAAUAAAGCUGUUGCACCGUCGACAAAAUACAAGAGAACGAUUCGGGUUGUAAGUGGCGUAUCUUCUCUUUUCAUUGUUUGCAACACGCCUCUCCUGGUGGUGGUGUACAUGAAGAGACUCUUCCCUGGCUUUGGCUUUGGGCUCUCCCACCACAGUGAGUACGUCCUUGCAGUCAACAUCGUGUUCCUCAGCACAGCAAUCAACGCUGCGUCCAACUUUUUCGUGUACGCCGUGUUCAACAGAAAAUUCAGGGAUGAAUUACGAAGACUUUGUGGGCGAAACGCGAAGUACUCGUAG